Messenger RNA from Amaranthus tricolor (Joseph's coat), 1666 nucleotides. Its product is annotated as phosphoenolpyruvate/phosphate translocator 1, chloroplastic. The record is from RefSeq and is a predicted model, not a curated record. NCBI's taxonomy places the organism in Eukaryota, Viridiplantae, Streptophyta, Magnoliopsida, Caryophyllales, Amaranthaceae. Gene Ontology annotation, biological process: transmembrane transport. Gene Ontology annotation, molecular function: antiporter activity. Bases 143 to 1393 code for a protein of 416 amino acids. Gene Ontology annotation, cellular component: membrane; Golgi apparatus. The transcript has 9 exons.
AGUAACUCCUCGAAUUAAGAUAAUGAUUACUGAUAAAAAGAAGAAUAUGCGUCCAUUGUGAUUUCCUCUAUCUCCUUAGUCCUUACUUUCUUACAGAUCCUUUUUGGCGGAGCCUCCCAGGUUACCAACUCAACCCACGAAAAUGCAGAGCACUGCAAUUUCAAUCUCACCUUCAAUCCCUCUAAUUAAAUCUCGCCAAAACCCUAAUUACAGCCAUUCUCAUCUUCUCUCCCUUCCUUCUCGUCCUUCUAUCUACUCUAAUUCGCGGCGUUUGACAGUUGUUAACAGUUGUGUUGAUAAUGGGAAUUCCAGCUUUAAUUUGAGCCGUAAAUCGUCUGGAAUUGAUGGAUUGAUACCUCUUCCGUCGUCGUUGAAGUUUUCUGGUAAAAAAUCGGAGAAUGAUUUCGUUGUUAAGGCUACUUCUGUCCCUGAAAGUGCUGAUGCUGGUGAUGCGCCGGAAACACCUGCGAUUGGACGCACUCUGGAGCUUGGGAUCUUGUUUGGGCUUUGGUAUCUUUUUAACAUCUACUUCAACAUAUACAACAAACAGGUUUUGAAGGUAUAUCAUUAUCCUGUGACUGUCACUGUGGUUCAGUUUGCUGUCGGGUCAGUGCUUGUUAUAUUAAUGUGGAUUUUUAAUCUCUACAAGAAACCAAAAGUUAGCGCUGGACAGCUAGCUGCCAUCUUGCCAUUAGCUAUCGUUCACACUCUAGGCAACCUAUUUACCAAUAUGAGUCUUGGAAAAGUAGCUGUGUCAUUCACGCACACAAUUAAAGCCAUGGAGCCAUUUUUCUCUGUAUUACUGUCGGCAGCCUUUCUGGGAGAGACUCCUACUCCUUCGGUGGUGCUCUGUCUUCUUCCCAUUGUUGGAGGUGUGGCUCUUGCUUCAGUGACAGAGGCCUCUUUUAAUUGGUCUGGAUUUUGGAGUGCUAUGGCUUCUAAUUUGACAAAUCAAUCUCGUAAUGUGCUUAGCAAGAAGGUCAUGGUGAAAAAAGAGGAAUCUAUAGACAAUAUCACACUCUUCUCCAUAAUUACUUUGAUGUCCUUUGUACUUCUAGCCCCAGUAACUGUUUUUAUGGAAGGUGUCAAGUUCACUCCAACAUAUAUGGAAGCUGCUGGAUUGAAUGUCCAACAAGUGUAUGUAAGGUCCUUGCUGGCUGGGCUUUGCUUCCACGCUUAUCAGCAGGUUUCUUACAUGAUACUCCAAAAGGUAUCUCCAGUUACUCAUUCUGUCGGUAACUGUGUGAAGAGGGUGGUUGUCAUUACCAGCUCUGUUUUAUUCUUCAAGACACCAGUUUCACCUAUCAAUGCUCUAGGAACCGGAAUUGCACUGGCUGGAGUUUUUCUAUAUUCAAGAGUAAAGAGCAUUAAGGCAAAGCCAAAGGCCGCUUAGUUUUGGUUAGUGUUUGUCUCUACUUUCUAUAGGUAAAGAACCAUAUUUUAUUGGAAGAACUACUCUUUUUUCCUGUUGAAUAUUUUUUCCAAAUGCUUGGGCGUUGUGUUAUUUCUGAUUUUGAACGACUUCAUGAAGUUUAUUUUAGGCAAACAGUCAAUUAUGUAGUUUUUUUAUUCAUUUGGAAGUUUUGUUAUGUAAAAUUGAGCCAUACACCUCAUUUAUAAUUCGUAAUAUUAGAAACUGAAUAUCAUCGCUAGUAUUACCUUUUCA